AUCGAGUUCAAAGGAGGACAGAGGAUCGUAAUAUGCGAGUACGUGUGGCACUGGUGGUUUUGCGAGGAAAGAGACGACUAUUCGGCCUGAAUUUCCAUACUGAAGUUUAAUUUCAAGCAUUUAAUGCGCAAGGAAUCGAUCAAGUGGCUAUGGAGGUCAGCCGAAGGAAAGAAAAUUUAUUUGUCUUGAUCAUUUUCGCGGAAUCUUUAGCAUGUUUUCGCGGGUAAUUUUUGGACGGACUGCGCGUGCGCUUUGGAGGCUCAAGCCCUUAUGGACCAACCAGAGUCCACUAUUCAGAACACACGAGGGUUCAGUUAGGUGCUCCAGCAUGGCGGAUGCCGGUGGCGACGGAAACAUUAGCAAGAAGUACGUUAUAUUUCUCGUAUAAAUUUAAAUCAGUCGACCUCCAAACUUUUACUGAAUGUUUAAUAAUUAUCUCUGAUAACAGCGAGCUAAAGAGAAGGCUCAAAGCAGAGAAGAAAGCUAAGGAGAAGGAGGCGAAACAAGCGGAGGUAAGGCUCCGACUAUAUUUUGGAUUCAAGCGAUUUAGUCACGGAAACACGUGGUUACAUUCGACCCAUUCCACCUUUCUUUGUUUUAAAGGCGCCUAGCUCUCAAGCAGCUGAGAACAAGAAGAAAGAUGAAUUAGACGAAGAAUCAUUGGAUCCAAACGUAAGAGGAAGUUACUUUCGCUUUUUCAUUCAUAACCUAAUUAUUUUUUUCCAUUGAUUGUGUAGGCCUACAUUACUGUACAUUUGAUAUAUUUGCUUCUUCAAUUCCUUUCUGAAAACUAAAUUAUUUUAUUUAUUUUAAAGUAGUCCAUAAACGAUUUGUCAUUUUUCUGAUGCAAUCCAUUCUCAGAAAAAAUCUCAACUUCCGUAUAAAUAAGUUGUUGCCUCAUUAUUUCAUCACCCUUGACCGAGGUUAAAGUUUCACUUGAAGUUAAAUAUUACAUCCAUGCAGAGGGCCUUUAAAUAUCGCCAAGUGAAGUAAUCCUCACACCUCUUAACUUUUGCUUUCUCUCGAUUCUCGCGCAAGAGAAACGCAGCCUGGCUUGAGUUGAGCUUGACCUUCAAGAACAUAAAAGGGUCCCAGUUGCUUUUCCAUAACGGGCUUCCGAUGGUGUUUUAGGCGGCUUUGCCCGGAAAGUAGCCGUGAGGCAAAUCCCAUACACGAGAGCUUGCUCACAGGCCAUGAGGUUUUACUGGCAGCGGUAGACCUGCCUUUUUUGAAAAUCCCAGCAUAUGCUCCUUAAAUUUUUCCUAAAAUUUUUACUUUUUUUCAUUGCAAUUUUUAUACUUAACUUUUUAGGUGUUAAAUUUGUAGGGUAUGUCAGUGACAAGUCAAGUCUUUUUUAUAAUUUAAAUAACAAUCGUGGCUGCUGUCAAUGGGUGAUAAUAUUUGAUUUAUAGAAUACAGCUUGCAAAAUGUUGUUUCUUUUUUGAGAAAGUGUUUUGCUAAUCUUUGCUUCGUUUGUCUUGUAGCAAUACUUUAAAAUCCGAAGCCAAGCUAUACAAGCUCUGAAGGCUAGUAACGAUUCUCCAUACCCUCACAAGUUUCAUGUAUCCAUCUCAUUAACGGAAUUCAUUGAAAAGUACAAAGAUGUCGCUGAUGGGACAUGGUCAGAUGAUGUGGUUUCUGUUAGUGGUGAGUUGGAAAAAGUGAUACUAAUUGAUAAAUACUUGAAACUUUUUUUUAAGAUAUUAUUUCCUGGACAUAAUAGGUAUUUGUGGAAUUCCUUGUUAACAUCACUGGUUUAACAUCUUUUUCAAGAAGAUUUCCUCCCCGAUAUAAAAAGAAAAUGCUACCGAGUCUGUAUCACAAACAAGUCACAGACUUCCACUCAUUCCUCCUUUUUCCAUUCUCCCUCCUCCCUUUUAAUCUACAGUUCAGGUGUUUGGAGUGAUUUUUUUGCUUAAUAUUGACUCCCUGUCCCUUUUGAUUUAACCUUUCUUUGGGAGUCAUGGGUCUAGAGGUUGUCUUGCUCAACUCAGGAUCCAAGAUCUGAGUCAAAUUUGGCCAAGGUCAUUGUGCUGCUUUCCUGAAAAGACAUUCAUGCUCACAGUGCCUGUCAGGGAUACUUGUUGGAUUGAUAUUGGGUAACCUGUAAUGAAUUCCCUCAUCUAAAGGGACUUUUCACAAUUCCCUUUGUUGCUUCUCCUUUUUCUUCAAAAACAAAGAACAGCCUUGGCAGCUGUGAAAGCUAGUCUUUACACAGGCUUUGCCCUUUUAUUUUUCUUUAUUGCUUACAAUUGUUAACCAUUAUGUAUAAUUUACCUAAAGCUACUUAGAUCUCCCCAUCAGAAUACAUCAAUAAUCCUUCAGCUGCAGCUUGCUUUUAAAAAAUUGAAAGUUUCUUGAUGGCUUUACCUUAUCUUUUUUUCUCAACAGGUAGAAUCCAUGCAAAACGUCUGUCUGGUGCUAAGCUAAUAUUUUAUGAUUUGAGAGGAGAAGGAGUGAAGAUUCAGGUAAUGGCAGAUGCUAGAGCUGCUGAACAAGAUUUUGUCGAGGUCCACAAUAAGAUUAGACGUGGUGAUAUAAUUGGAAUCCGUGGAAAACCAGGUAUCUUAAUUAGUUCAGUUUAAAUUUCUUUGUUUUGUAUUGUUUUUUUAUAUACCUUAGCUUUGAUAAAGUGCUUGAUAAGGAAUUUAUAAACAUUCUUUUUCAAUAAUUUCUAUUGACUAAGAGUAGUUCUAGUUUGUAUCAGGAUUUUUAACUGUCAUUUGAUUGCUUGAUGUUAAAUUAUGGCACCUGAAUAUACAAAAAACUGACCCCCAAGAUAUUCAUUUUCCAUUAGGCAAAACAAAGAAGGGUGAAUUGAGCAUCCUGCCAUCAGAAGUUCAAUUGCUAUCACCUUGUCUGCAUAUGCUCCCUCAUCUUCACUUUGGAUUGAAGGAUAAGGUAUCCACUCUAACAUUUCGCAUUGCAGAAUUAAAGCUUUUCUUAUUGUAGUCUAUAUUAGAGUUUGAAUGCCUUUAGCUUUGGUGUGCUUCAGAGAUUUCCUGUGCCUAUAAAUCCACCAUUGUGAAACUGGAGUACAUUGUGCUUAAGUGCAAUCAAACCUACGUUCGACCAGAAGAAUGAUGUAAAUUUGAUUAACCCCUAACAGUUGUUUUGGCUUAGCUGACUCAAUGUUUAGGGUGAAGAUUGUCCAUUGUUUUCAUGUCACUUUUGGGCAUACAUUACACUGUUAUGGGGGAGAGAGAGAGGACACAAGAGUUCUGUGGGCAGAUUAUUAGUUAGGUGGCAAAAUUGCAAUUGUUGUCAUAGUUUUCUGAUAUGAUUAGAGUGUUACCAAAUGUACAAUUUCUUCUGUUUUUUUUUUGUAGGAAACAAGAUAUAGACAGCGUUAUCUGGAUCUCAUUCUCAAUGACAAAGUGCGGCAAAAAUUUAUUGUCAGAGCAAAGAUCAUCAAUUACGUUCGGAAGUUUCUUGACAAUUUGGGCUUUCUUGAAGUAAGUGGAUUUCAAUGGUACCAUGCCUUAAAAUGCCCAGAUGAGAGAUACACCCAUAAGAUAUAAGGUCUGCAGACCAUUUUUACCUGGGAAACCUUGACAUUUCUGGAAAACUUUUGAAGAGUCACUUAGUAUAUAGCAUUACUGAAUUACUUUAGAUGUUUGAAAUAUGAAUUAAAUGGGUACUUUGUAUAUGAAAUCAUAAACCACACUGCAACUUAUUCAUAGACCAGAUGAUUUUAUGAUGAACUGAAUCUAGAUUUUGAACAUGUUGCCUUAAAACUUAAUAUCUAUUUGCCUAUCACAAUCAAAAGUCAGCAAUUGCAAUUGGAUCUCAAGACCACAAAAGUAUGACUGUUCCUGCAUGCUCAAUUGGCUUUUGCAGCCACACAUUUUAAAAUGGUUUUGAAUAUUCCUGAUGUUCAUGAUUUUUCGAGUUUAACAAUAAUUUGUUACAGUCUUAUGAUAAAAGAAUGUGAAUGAAGCAAUUAUUAUAAGCAAUCAGUUCUUGCCACUAGGUAGAAACACCACUGAUGAACAUGAUUCCAGGAGGAGCUGCAGCCAAACCUUUCAUCACACACCACAAUGACCUGAAUAUGGAUCUCUACAUGAGAGUUGCUCCUGAACUGUAUCACAAAGUAAGCAAGAUAGUGUCACUAAUUUUCAGCACUGCCUGGUACUGAACUCAUGAGGAUUGUGGAUUAAGACAUCCCAAGGGUGUUGUCCUGCUCAUGAGCCAAGUAAACUGCAUCAGCUUAUUUGGGCGUGAGAUACAUGUAACUAGUGGUACUGAUAUCCCCUGUCACUGAGGCUACCCUGGACGUUCACUUUUUUGUAUUCAUACACUUAGGUAGAGAGAGGCACUAUGAGAAUAAAGUAUAGUGCCAUGAGUGUUCAUGAAGAAAUGUUCUUGCUUGUGCCACAAAUGUGGUCAAUUGAAUGUGUUUAAGAAUUGUUCAGCAAUUUUUUUUGGAAACUUGGCACAAGUGUUUUGUACAAUGUUGUUAUUUGCUAUAAUUGAUCACUGUAUCCAUGGUAAGGAGUUAAACUGCACAUGUGUUUGUGUCAUGAGGUGUUAAAUAGACUGUUUGGAACUGCUAAGGGACCACUUUGAAUGACAUAUGAAUGACUUGGAUGUUUUGGAUCUUUUUGUUUAUUGGACUAUUUUUUAAGAGAAGACCUAAAGGACAGGUGUGGUUUCUGAAGGAAAAACUAACUUGUUUGAUUUUAUCUUCUCUUUAGAUGCUUGUUGUUGGAGGAAUUGAUAGAGUGUAUGAAAUUGGAAGGCAGUUUAGGAAUGAAGGUACCUGAUGAGACAAAUUAUUUACACAUCUAUAUCAAACAUGUUGUGCUUCAGCACUUGUUAAAAUCAAAGUGAAAACAAUAUGUUAGACUUGGGUGUUUCCUUUCUCAAGAAUGUUAUACUGUAAAGCAAAGUGGGUCUAGGGUAAGCUUAAUAACUGAGUUUUGAGACAGGGCUGUGUCUGCAUAUUAGGUCUUCUAGCUCAGAGCUAAGAAAGUGGUCAUGUGGUGACCUCAGAGUCAGAAUAAGGUAACCAGGAAAAGAAUACUAGUUGUUAGGGAUGAGAAUGGAGUGCUUUGUUCUCUCAUGUAAACACACCUAUUGACCAAUGAGAGCAUGUUUAAUGGUUAUUUCAUGUCUUUGUUUCCUGCAGGUAUUGAUAUGACUCAUAACCCAGAGUUCACCACUUGCGAGUUCUAUAUGGCCUAUGCAGAUUACAAUGAUCUUAUGGAGCUUACAGAAGUUAUGUUGUCUGGUAAGUCGCAAUGCUGACCUAUUCUCUUACUUUCCUUAUGUUAACUUCUUAAAAGUAUGCAAGUAAGUAAUUCUGUAGAACAAAAUAUCAAGUAUCAGUCAUCUAUACUGAAAAUAUUUUGGCUUAUCUAAAAGAAUAUAACUACAUAAGAUGGUAUUUCCGAACUAGUUCAUGUAAUGUUGCUCAGUUUCUAAAGAUUAUUAUGGAGCAUAUUGCACAGAAAAAGGUUGUUAACUCAAAGAAAAAAAACAGUUUGAAAAUGCCCUCAUAGAUUGAUGACCAAGCAUAUAUUUUAUUAUGUUUUUCAGGAAUGGUCAAGUCACUAACAGGGGGUUAUGUGGUUACAUAUCAUCCGAAUGCAACUGAUCCUGAAAACCUUGGUGAACCUCUGACAGUAGACUUUACUCCACCCUUUAAAAGGGUUCACAUGGUACCUGAUCUUGAAAAGGCAUUGAAUGUCAAGCUGCCUCCCCCAUCUGAGUUUGGCACAUCAGGUAACACUUCAAGACUUUUGACUUCAUCUAAAUAACAAUCCUCUCUUUCUGUGAAUGCCAGUUACACCCCAAGAAAGUUAUAUAAUUUUACAUUCUGCUGUAUGUUAAACCAUGUAAUUUGCAUUUAUGAUAUAUUACUGAUUACUUUCAGAGACAAGGCAGAUUUUAGAUGAUUUGUGCAUCAAACACAAUGUGGAUUGCAGUUCUCCGAGAACCAUUACAAGACUGUUAGACAAAGUUAGCCUCAAUUCAUCUCUUUGUGAUAAAUUUUAUACUUGUAUUUUAACCGUAUAUCAAAUGUGUUUCAGUUAGUGGGCUGGAGAAUUUUUGAAUAGGGAAAUUUUUGCUUGUAAGUGUGGAAAUUUUUUUGUUAAAGCAGCAGGGAGGCAAAGAAAGAUUAUGAUUUCCAAAUGUUAAUGUGAAUACUGGUUGAGUUUUCAAGGGGAAAUGCAUGAUACAUGAACAGAUAUUAUAAAUGGAAUAAGCUGAGCUGCUGUAAGAGAUAUUCAGAGUAUAAUGUUGCUGCUUCGUGUAAAGUUAUGUUAUGGUAGUACACCUUGCUGGGCAAGUGACAUAGCUACUCAGCUGUGACUGUCAACAUAAUCAUGCGAGGUUAGAUUGAAUUCCAAGUUCAUCACAGCUCUUCCGUUAUGAUGGAAUUAAGCUGUUUCAUGCCUUGGAGACAAAACAUUCAGUCAUGCACUUGUGAGAAACUAAGGACUCUUGUGACAAGCGUUUUUUACAAGAUGUUUUAUUGGUCCUAAAGAGCUUAGCACAGUGCAACAAAUCAAUAUUCAGACAAUUAGCUUGUUGUUGGAUAAGGAUGCUGAAAGAUAUUGGAACUCUGCAGCCUUAGAACCAUUACAAAUGACUUACUUCCUUUUUUCAUUUGACAGCUUGUUGGUGAAUUUCUGGAAGAGACCUGUGUCAAUCCAACUUUCAUCAUUGAUCAUCCUCAAAUAAUGAGCCCACUUUCAAAGUGGUAAGUAACAUGCAUAAAUCAGAACAAUUUUGAUAUUUGGAUUUCUAUAAACACUCAGUGAGUAGAUCAAUAGACUGUCCUCUCCUAGUUGCAUGAUGUCUUAAGAACCAGGGUAGUGUCAGUGGGUUUGGGCCACUUGGCUUGUGUGCAAGACCUCUCUUAAACCUCACCAGGCAUGUUUGCUGUAGUUCAGUUACUGCAGACUAUUUCACGUGAGGUGAUAGGAUCAUCCUUGUUGCAUUCAUUUGCUGCCACCUGAAAGCACUGAGUAAGUGAUGGCUUGGGUGCUCAUGGGAACAUAUUUUUACAACUAGAAGAAAACUAAAAACAUUACUAAACAGGGCACAUUAUUGGUGACCCAACCUCAAAGCUUUUCUUCUCCCCUGCUGUCCAGCAACGUAACAAAUUUUUAAUAAUUUCAUUAUUUCCUUGUUUUCUGGUCAGGCAUAGAUCUGUCCCUGGCCUUUCUGAGAGAUUUGAGCUCUUUGUUUGCCGUAAAGAGGUGUGCAAUGCGUACACAGAAUUGAAUGAUCCUGUUGUACAGAGGGAGAUGUUUCAGCUUCAAGCCAAGGUAAACAGAAAUUCUUUUUCUUCAGCAGAGCGCUUCUGAUGGAGUGUCGUAAAACCAAAACCAAAGUAAUCACAAUGGCCAAUCAAAAGAAAGGAAUAUACCUUUAACCCUUUAACUCCCUUGAGUGACCAAGACAGAAUUUCUCCCUACAUUAUCCAUACAAUUUUGAGCAGACUAGUGAUGAGAAUAAAGAGAAAUAUCAAUUAGGGGACCACAAGUUGAUCUAACACCAAAUUCUCCAAACUAACAUCGUAAGAACUGUAUGGGAGACAGUAAGGAGAAUUACUAAUAAGAUCUUGGAAGUUAAGGGGUUAAGAGCUAAUGAGAACUUGAAGUAAAACCAACCACACUGCCUGGAUCAAUCACAGAGCGAAGUAAGCAAAACCAAAGGAAUCAUGUAUUGACUUCCAACACUCAAUUGAAAAUUGCUCUAUCCAGGGAAGGUUGAGAAAGUCAAAUCACUAUUUUUUCAAACUAUUUUACCAUUGUGAUAUUUUUUGAUUGUGUAAUUAUGUAUAACUCCAACCUUACUUGGGCAUGUAUCAUAGCUUAAUGGCAAUGAUUGUCAACUAAAUCAUGUGAGGUCAAAGUAAUUUCCAAGUUCAUCACAGCAUGUUCUUUGUAAUGGACAUAAACUGUUUCAUGCCUUGGAGACAUAUAGGAAAUUUUCCCAUUGUGCCUUGAAUGUCUGAGACUUAUCUUCUAGUUGGGAGGUGAACUCAACACACAAGUGCAGAAGAUGGGCAUCUUUAAUGGUGACGUUUUAAAAACUGGGUCGUCAAAUAAAGUAAUCACAACUUCUUUCCAAAUACAAGAAAAUAACUCAUCAGCAUGCCUCUUUUUUUUUUUGUUUACAUAUGGGCAACAGGGGGAAAAUUGUUCAUAUUACACUUAAUGUCUGACAGGAGUUGUGCUGGCCUGUCAGCACAUUUUACUAGGCUUAAAGAAAGGAAAAAGUGAGAAUAUUACACUUUCCUGAGAAAAAAUGCUGUUGGGAAUUUGAUUGGACUUAAUAUUGAUCCUUUCACUAUACAACACUUUUAGAAAGUCUAGCUGAGUUGUGUCCACCUUAGUUGCUUAAAUUAAUUUUGUUCCUGUAGGAUAAAGACGCUGGUGAUGAUGAGGCAAUGUUCGUGGAUGAAAACUUUUGCACAGCUCUUGAGUAUGGCUUGCCACCCACAGCUGGUUGGGGUAUGGGGAUAGACAGACUCACAAUGUUCCUUACGGAUUCAAAUAACAUCAAGGUUUGUUUUAUUUUGUUUAUUUUGCCUUUUCUUUUUCCAUCUUUAAUUUUGAUACCCUACUUCUGGUGUCAUCUCACUCUGGAACUAAAAAUAAAGAGACCUAUACAGCUCUUUAAACAAGGUCGGGGGGGGGGGGAAGUCUAAGAGUGCACGUUACCCUCCUUCCCAGCCCAGUAAAAAAUUGAAAACCGUAGGAAAACAGCUCAAAGUUUUCUUUAAUCUCGCAAAAAUGCUUUUCGAGACUCUCCCCCUCCCAUAAAAAAAAAUUGCCCUUGGGAUGCUCCUUUCCCCAAAAACAUGCUCUUGGGGCCCUCCCCUCCAUAAACGAAUGCUGUUGAGGCCCCUACUUGAGAAUUCUUGCCUCUCCUUGAAACACUGGCUACAUAUUUUCUUUUUAUUAUCAUUAUUUUUUAUUAUUUUAACUUUUUUUUAGCAUCUUUCAAACCUGCUAUACUACAGAAUGAGCAACAUCAGUUAAAGUAACGUGUUUAUUUUAAUUGCACUGUUGUUCUGUUUGUUGUAGGAGGUACUAUUUUUCCCAGCUAUGAAACCAGAUGAGAGCGGAACGGCAGAUCAGGAUAAACCAGGAGCCAAUCCCGGAGAAAACGAGAAAAAUUGAUAUUAAAACUUUUUUCCCAUGCCAGAGCAUAAACAGUUUUACAUCAAAAAAGAAAUCCAUGUAAUGGACACUUCCAAUUACAAUUUUUAGACAACACGAAUGUAUGGCGAUCAAAAGAGUAGAUUGAAAUCAAACAGCCUCUGAUGAACUCCAAAGCUCUCUCCUACGGGGAUAGAGUUAAAGGAUAAUCAUUUUAACUUUUUGUAGUGUGCUACAUCAGCAAACAGUUAGGAAUUCUCUAAAUUUUGUUUUUGCACGUCAAAUUCUCGUUAAGGCUGAUCAGUGUUGUUAUUGUUGUUUCCAAUAUGAAGUCGAAAGUAUAUCAAAAGAUACUUGAAGUUCCUCUAUGGAAAUGAGGAUAAGAGUGACCUUUGAUAUAAAAUUAAUUUUUAUUCCCAUGCAGAUGAACUCAUUUUCAUAAUGUUCAAGUUUUGCUCUUGGCCUCAUUUUGUUCAGACCUUUAAAGUGACCUAUAAAUUGGAGCCAGUCCGUUUUCCAAUCUUGAAGCUUUAUCUAAUUUUUCACGAAAUUACUAAAAUCAAACUAUAAUGUCAAUAAAGAGGAAAUUUGAAGAAGGCAGUGGUUCCAAGUUGAUUUUAUUCAACAUUACAGUUAAGCCCCCCUACAAGAUCUGAUAACUCUCUUUCGCUUCCACAAGACUCUUUAAUCAUUGAUCCGAUCAGAUGAAAGCUUCAUCAAAGUGGAAAAGAAGCAGGUAAACUUUGUCAAAUACUCACCUUUAAUUAAAGGUGCUGUCGUUAACUAAAGCUUAUCCACUCGAUUCAACUGGUCAAAUAAGUUUAGAUGACGGGAUGGCUCUCGGUUACCGAAAGGCAUAUUCGACAAACAAAUGUCACGAC
Molecule: messenger RNA, 10003 nt
Organism: Pocillopora meandrina
Lineage: Eukaryota; Metazoa; Cnidaria; Anthozoa; Scleractinia; Pocilloporidae
Source: the annotation of a GenBank genome assembly